GCCCAAUCCUGAUCAUAUUCAGACAAAAGUUACCUAGAUAAGGGGUACUUAUUGGGUAGUCAUAGUACUGUGUCUAUCAACGGUGUAUCAGAAAGACACUCUUUCCCUGGACUUCCCCCUUUCUCUCUGUUGUCUGUUGCAGCGGAGACAGCCACCAUGCCUACUGAAACACAGAGUGAUGCCCGCUCCUUCCUGAGCGAGGACAUGAUUGCCGAGUUCCAGGCUGCCUUCAACCUGUUCGACAGUGACGGUGGCGGUGACAUCAGCACCAGGGAGUUGGGUCAGGUGAUGAGGAUGUUGGGCCAGAACCCGACCAGAGAGGAGUUGGCCCUGAUCAUCGAGGAGGUCGAUGAGGAUGGUAGCGGCAGCAUCGACUUCGAGGAGUUCUUGGUCAUGAUGGUGAGGCUCCUGAAGGAGGACCAGGCCGGCAAGUCCGAGGAAGAGUUAUCAGAGGUCUUCCGUAUUUUCGACAAAAACGGCGACGGUUUUAUUGACCGUGAGGAGUUAAAUGACAUCUUGGCCGCCACUGGAGAGCCAGUCACAGAGGAGGAAUGUAUCGAGCUAAUGACAGACGCAGACCUAAACAAAGACAACAGGCUUGAUUUUGAUGAAUUUCUGAAAAUGAUGGAGAAUGUACAGUAACAAGACCAACAUUCCUUUGUGACCCUUUCCAUGUGUCACUUCUCCUGCUCGAAGAAAAGAACAACUGUUUCUGAAUGGAAAAAAAUCUAAUACAAAAAUGAAAGCCACAUUUUCUUUUUGAGUCUUCCCAACUACUUACAGUAAAGAGUCUACCCAAAAACA
Molecule: messenger RNA, 804 nt
Organism: Oncorhynchus tshawytscha (Chinook salmon)
Lineage: Eukaryota; Metazoa; Chordata; Actinopteri; Salmoniformes; Salmonidae
Product: troponin C, skeletal muscle
Exons: 6
Coding region: 157-642 (161 amino acids)
Cellular component (GO): myosin II complex
Molecular function (GO): calcium ion binding
Source: RefSeq, a predicted model, not a curated record